Fonsecaea nubica is the source of this 1782-nucleotide messenger RNA. RefSeq lists its product as hypothetical. The coding region runs from base 1 to 1782 and encodes 593 amino acids. Lineage: Eukaryota; Fungi; Ascomycota; Eurotiomycetes; Chaetothyriales; Herpotrichiellaceae. Gene Ontology annotation, cellular component: Golgi membrane. Gene Ontology annotation, biological process: intracellular protein transport; vesicle-mediated transport. The transcript has a single exon. The record is from RefSeq and is a predicted model, not a curated record.
AUGGAUGUCGCCUCGGCCAUCUCAGGCUAUGUCUCCAAGAUUGCCGGAGUUGGCGAAGGCGCUGCUGCUUCCCAAAGCCAAAAGAUGAAAAUUCUCCUGCUGGACUCCGAGACAGUUCCCAUCGUAUCCACCGCAAUCACUCAAUCCGCCCUCCUUCGGUAUCAGAUCUACCUCAUUGACAGAAUCGAUAACCCUGCCCGCGAACGCAUGCGUCACCUUAGAUGUCUGUGCUUUGUCCGUCCAUCACCAGAUUCGAUCCAGUUCCUCAUCGAUGAACUACGCGACCCCAAGUAUGGUGAAUAUAACAUCUACUUCAGCAAUAUUAUAAAAAAGUCCUCGUUGGAGAGGUUGGCAGAGGCGGACGAUCAUGAGGUGGUAAAGGCAGUCCAGGAAUACUUUGCAGAUUAUAUUGUGGUCAAUCCGGACUUGAUGUCGCUGGACCUGGGUUUCCCCAAGCAGAGGCUAUGGAGCCACAGCCCAGACGUCUGGAACACCGAUGCCUUGCAAAGGACAACCGAAGGGGUGGUUGCCCUUCUGUUAUCACUCAAAAAGAACCCGCUGAUACGGUACGAGAAGAACAGUCUUAUGGCUAAGAAGCUAGCCACCGAAAUUCGCUAUCAAAUCACUCAAGAGGAGCAGCUGUUCGACUUUCGCAAGACCGACACUCCGCCACUCUUGUUGAUCCUGGACCGGAGAGACGAUCCAAUCACUCCUUUACUCACGCAGUGGACGUAUCAAGCUCAGGUCCAUGAAUUACUUGGCAUUCACAACGGCCGAGUCGACCUGAGUGCGGUGCCUGAUGUUCGUCCAGAACUCAAGGAAAUCGUCCUCUCACAGGACCAAGAUCCGUUCUUCAAGAAAAACAUGUACCAGAACUUUGGUGACCUUGGCGGGAAUAUCAAGGAAUAUGUCGACCAAUAUCAGAGCCGCACGAAAUCCACUGCCCAGAUCGAAUCGAUAGCUGAUAUGAAACGCUUUGUGGAAGACUAUCCAGAAUUUCGAAAGCUUUCAGGCAACGUUUCCAAGCACGUCACUUUGGUCAGCGAACUCAGUCGUCGAGUCUCGGCCGAGCUAUUGCUCGAUGUGUCAGAAUUAGAACAAAGCCUGGUGUGUAACGACAAUCAUGCCGCCGAUUUGAGGACACUACAGAAACACAUUCAAAAUCCGAGCAUUCCCGCAGACAAUAAAAUCCGCCUUGUGGCGCUCUAUGCCAUUCGCUACGAACGCAAUCCUAAUAACGCUCUCCCUGUUCUCCUUGACUUGUUAACGUCGAUAGCCGACGUGCCUGCAUACAAAAUCUCCAUCAUCCCCAAGCUUCUCGCAUACCAUCACAGUCUUCAACCGGCUCCCGUUGGUGGAGCCAUCGGCUUCACAGACCUUUUCGAGUCCGGCUCCUCCCCAUUCAGCCAAUUUCGACGCAAUCUUAACCUGAAGGGUGUUGAAAACGUCUACACCCAACACUCUCCACGACUGGAAAACACUCUCCAAAAUCUCAUCAAGGGCCGGCUAAAGGAACUACAAUAUCCCUUUGUGGAUGGACACCACACGAGAGAUAAACCCCAGGAUAUCAUUGUCUUUAUGGUGGGAGGCGUCACGUAUGAGGAAGCCAAGAUGAUAGCACAGGUCAAUGCUUCAGUGCCGGGCGUGCGAGUUGUGCUAGGGGGAACAAGCGUGGUUAAUUCAACAAUGUUCUUGGAAGAGGUGGAUGAUGCGGUGAGUAGCUGGCCGGAUCAGGGUCCUGCGUCAGCGAGAGAAAGACUGGGCAGGGCAGUGGGAAGGUGA